Trypanosoma rangeli is the source of this 1858-nucleotide messenger RNA. RefSeq lists its product as uncharacterized. The record is from RefSeq and is a predicted model, not a curated record. NCBI's taxonomy places the organism in Eukaryota, Euglenozoa, Kinetoplastea, Trypanosomatida, Trypanosomatidae. The transcript has a single exon. The annotation marks the transcript as partial.
CGAGCAGCUUCGUGCUGGAGACGUGGAGAAGGUUCGUUCGUUGGAGGAGCUGAACAACCUUGAGCGUGCGAUGAAAUGUCGUCUCAUGGACAAGGAGGAAGAGCUUGAGGAGUUGCGGAAAGCACAUGAGGAUGUUAAGGUUCGUGCCCUGAAUGAUGUGAAUGAGCUGAAUGACCGGGCGGAGCACAUGAACCGGCAUCUGGAGGAGCUGCGUGAAGAGAACGAGCAGUUGCGUGCCAGUAAUGAGCAGCUGCGUGCUGGGGACGUGGAGAAGGUUCGUUCGUUGGAGGAGCUGAAUGACCGGGCGGAGGAGAUGAACCGGCAGCUGGAGGAGCUGCGUGCUGAAAAUGAGCAGCUGCGUGCUCAGCUGGUUAUUGAUCGUUCCGUAGGUUUGGGUGAAAUUGUUUUGACGAAGCACCGUUGCUUGUUGAGUGGUCUUGGCUUAGGUGAGUUGUUUGUGGUUAAUGCGGAGGGUUUACGGAGUGCUGUUUUGCAGGAUGUGGCGCGGGCCACUUGUGUUUCACUCAAGGAUGUUAAUGUUGUGGAGUUUGGUGCGAAUGCUUCUUUUUGUGAGGUGGAAGUCGCUCAUGAAGCUCUUGUUUCGGGCGAGGAGAUUGCUCGGCGGUUGAGAGAAUGUCCUUUUUUAGCGGUGAGGCGUCUUCUUGACUUAGCUGUGGUGCCAGAGGAUGCACGAGACAGAGGGGGUGCUACAGCGGAGGUGUUGAGGGUACUUGAUGAUUUUGGAGUUGACUCACUGUUGAGUCUUGUAGUUGAAGAAUCCAUGUCCCGUUUGGUGCUUGAGCUGACGACGAUGUCGUUUCGGUUUGAGAGGGCUUUGGAGGGCAUUCGGUUUGUUUGUGCUUCCCAUCAGCGGCGUGAGCUUGAUUUGCUGGAGGAGCUGGAUGAGCGGGCUACAGAGUACACAGAUAUGCUGGAGAAGACGGAGGAGAUGAUGCAGCUGUUGGAGGAUGCGCGACAGGCAGAGUGCAGUGCUCGGAAUGCUCUAUUCAAGCGUGAAGAGGCGCUGUUGGAGUUGGAACGACGCCGGGAUAUUGAAGUGCGUGACCUCGAAAAUAUGACGCACGCCCACCGCAAUCUGCUCCAGACGAUGCGGCAGUCGCAGGGACUGCUGGCCACCAAUAACAUGGCAGGCUUGUUAAGCGAGGCCGACUGUGUGCCGGACCUUCAACGACAGGCCGCACUCCUAGAGCAGGAGAACGGCGCACUGCGACAGGAGAUGGCGCGGCGUGCGGUGGCGCAUCGAGAAGCGAUGGAGGUUCUGAACAACAAGGUUGUCACCCUCAUGGAGGAGCUCGAGGUGAAGGGAGUGGAGUAUACUGAAACACUUGCAAAGCUUGAGGAGUUUGUUGGCUUGCUGGAGGCAUCACGUGCCGCUGAGAAGGCGGCGUUGAUGGCGUUGGAGAGGCGGGAACAGGAACUGUUUGAGUUGCAGGCUGCACAUGAUGAGGAAAUGAGGGAACUGGAAGGCGCCAUGAAGCAGCUCAAUGUACUUUCCCCGCCGCAGCAGGAGAGCCGUGAAGAAGCCCGUGCGGCGGAAGCGCCACCAGACACCGCCCGGGAGAGCGGUAACGCAAAUGUUGUACGUUCGAUGCGACAGCAGCUGGAGCGGCUGAAGCGUGAGAAGGAGGCCCUUGCCAUGGAGCUUGAAGUGAAGGGACGACAGCACGACGACGCGAUGGAUGUGCUCAACCGAAAUAUUGGCGAGUUAAUGGGCGAGCUUGACUCCCGCAUACGUGGGUGUCAGGUGUCGGCGACGAGCGCGAAGGAACUACUGCGCGAUAUUGCCCUGCUGCGCUCCGCCGAGGAGGAAGAUGAGGAGUACAAUGAGGGUGAUUAA